UAAAUAAAUAACAAUACUAAUAUAUAUUUUAAUAUAAAUAAAUUGAAUUCCCAUAACACAUUCAAAAUUAUUCCGAGACAAAUUUCGCAAAGUUUUUGGGCAACAAAAAAAACAAAACCAUGUAAGUAACCAAUCGUAACCAAUGAUUAGAAAUGAAAUUGUUAUAUAAACAAUUUAUUAUAAAUUAUAAUUCACGUUGUCGUCGUAUUUGUGAGUAAUGGAAAAUAAAAAAAAAAGAGAGAAGUGCGGGAAUAUAAUUAACGAAGAAAAUAAUCGAAAAUAUGAGGUAAAGAACCGAAAGUAGUAUGGGAUAAAACAGCUAACAACAGCACAAGUGCCACGGUCGCGUCAACCGUGUCGACCACUUUCACCAAGGAUCCUGAACGACUUGGCCAGACGUUAGACGCUCCUAGACAGUUACCUACUCUCCAACAUUUAACACAGAAAUACCAACCAGCACCAACAACAGCAUCAGCAACAGCAACAGCAACAGUAACAGUAACAGCAGCAGCAACAGCACAACAACUAUCACUGUGUUAAUUUCGUAUUUAAAUUUGGAAAAAAGUAUACAUCUACCGAAAAAAGAAGAAGAAGAAAAUAAAAUUCAGUUCGAUCAAGUUCAGUUAGAUUCGUUUAGUUUAAUUUAAUUGUUCAGUUCAGUUAAGUUAAGUUAAGUUCAGUUAAAGUUCUAUCUAAACUCCGAUUGAUAUCAGUGUAUCGCGUUAUUAAAUUAUCUAGCUUUCACGUUUCUUAAUCUCGUGUAUGGUUUUUUAUUUUUAUUUUUUUUUCAUAUUGCGUGUUGUGUUACACGACACGAAGGGAGGACAAAUUUAUUACACUUUAAAGUACAUACGUAAAAUACGUGCGUGUUAAAUCGUAAACGAUAAGAAGAGAAUAAUAACAAAUUGCAGUUUAUUAUUGAUCCAAAAAAAAAAAAAAAACACAAGGAAGAAAGAAAGUAAAACGCAAUAUGGGUAGCAGCAACAAGUCGAGAAGACAUUACAAAAAGGAUUCCCGUUUCGUAGCUGAUCUUUACACGUUCACUUACGACGAUUUUGAUCUCGAAGAUGACAACGAAACAACCAAAGCACCUGUUCUGGUACCGGAAGUGACGAUUCGUGAGAAACCAAAAGAAGAAAAAGAUCCCGAGAGAGAAGAUUUGAUCGCAAGAUUUGAUAGAUUGAUACGAGGUGAUCCAGAUGAAACGCUACAGGUGCAAUUCAUUUUGUUUUUUUUGAAAAGGGUGAUGGGUUAUUAUAACGUAACAUUUAUGCUUCUUUUUUUUUUGGAGAAGGAGAAGAACGAAGAGGAGGAGUAGUAGAAAUAUAUGUUUGUACUUGUGGUACUUUAAUUUGAAAGAUUUAAUUAGUUGAAAGUAUUUUCUUUUUUUAUAGGAUAUCUAAC
Molecule: messenger RNA, 1404 nt
Organism: Polistes canadensis
Lineage: Eukaryota; Metazoa; Arthropoda; Insecta; Hymenoptera; Vespidae
Exons: 2
Coding region: 971-1318 (115 amino acids)
Source: RefSeq, a predicted model, not a curated record